This is a messenger RNA of Aphanomyces astaci, 2049 nucleotides long. RefSeq lists its product as hypothetical. The transcript has 4 exons. The record is from RefSeq and is a predicted model, not a curated record. Bases 1 to 1212 code for a protein of 403 amino acids. Lineage: Eukaryota; Oomycota; Saprolegniomycetes; Saprolegniales; Verrucalvaceae.
AUGCAAGAGUCCACACCCGAUCCAUAUCGACACCUGUCAUUCUUGUCACCGGAUGAAACACAAGGGCUGUACGCGCUGACGUCUCUUCACAAGUGGAAGCACAAGCCCGUCCAUCCAAACCAAGACUCGGACGGUGAUUCGGACGAUGCAAACGAAGAAGACUCCCCCAUACCCACUGGCAGCAAGAGAAAGCGUGCGAAGCGAGCAAUCGGGGAAGAGCUAGACCCCCAAAGCGACAAGAAGGCGUUGUCUACCCCUCGACGUAUCGACACGAAUGUUGUGAUCCUCAAACAGCCCCCGUCCGAGUGGUACUGGUGCGACGACCAUUCUGCCAUGGAGUUUUACAUGCACGUUGGCUUGGUUGCAUCAGAUAACCACUGUGAACUGCUUCCCUUGGAGAUGAAUGCGUUUGGUCUAUGGCUCAUGAACGAAGAUGGCAACGGGGUAUUUGGACACUUCAAGCUGCACUGGACAUCCCAAGAAUGCGCGACAUCCAACGUUAUGAAGUUGCAUGUAUCGUUGGCAGUGGACACGCACGACCUUCCCACGCAAGACGAUCAGAUUAUUCGCAUUCACAUUUCGUAUUCGAACUCCGAGCUAUACAACGCGCACCCCAUGGAAUCGGACGACAUUUCCGUGCGACCCCAUCAGCUGUACGCGACUGUCAUGUCCCCCAUAUCAGCCACCCUCUCUGACAGUGAGCCUUCGCUUACUGCCAGUUCCCCUUGUGAUCCUCUUUCCGAUCUCUCGUUCAUCCUGCCCCUCCCGCACGAAUUACCCUCGACGUCGAUCAUGUUGGGAGUGUUUGCCACUGCCCCCGCAGAUUUCGUCGUGAACUGGGCCAGCGGGGCUGCUUCCCUCCUCCGCGCGAUAGAGUCCAUACCUGUAGCUGGCACGCUCCUCAAUCAGUGCCCCAUGUGUCAAUGCACGCAGUCGUUAGAGCUUCCUAUGAUCCACAGCACCACGUGUUCGCUCAAGGAAUUGCUGCUUCGACUCGCACAGCAAUCAUGGCCUUCGAUGGAUGGUGCCGAUCUGGACGAAAGCGACGACUUGGCCUGGCAUCACUCCCUCGUAUGUUUGUCGCCCGAGUUUCCUUCAGCCACGAUGCCCCAAGGCAGCUGGUCGCUGUUGCCUCAAGAUCUGAGCUCUUUGAGCCUCGACAGUGAAGACACGAUGACCGACAACGUUGAAGACAAAACCGCCGAUCCAUAGUUAACGAUGAUAUCCUUGCAAUCAACAUCGAAACAGUACAUUCAUAUUACUGACACGACGGACGUGUACUUGGCUCGAGAAGGAAAUCCUUGAGAAUGUACAUGACGGUGCUGUAGCCAUCGCAGCGUAGGGAUGCAAACCCGCGAGCGGUGAGGUGGCGGGCCAUGAAAAGCAGUCGGUUGACCCAGUUUUGUAGCCCUGGAGUUCAUUGACGAUUGAGAAGUAGGGAAAUGCUAGCGAACUAACCUUGUUUUCGGCAGCGAAUGAGAAGGGAAUGCCAUCCAGGCACCGUUUGCACCAGUACUUUGGGCCAUCGCUUUGGGAAUGGAAACGACACAAAGAAGUUGAACAUGCAUUUGCAAAAUUCGCAGGAUUGGUCGCGAUGGGCGUCGAGGACGGAGGUGAUAAGAGACAGACGGAGGGUUCGACAGUCAGAGUAUCGAUGCUGGACUUGAUAAUGUGGUUGUCUGGAGGUCCAGUGGUCAUAAAUACCAAGUUCCGCCACCGCAAGAUACACGUCCAUCGAGUAGGCCACUGUAGAUAGUCGCCGAGCAUCGGCACAUUUGACAAUCUUGUGCGAAUCAAUGUGGACGUGCUCGAUGUCGUUGAGAGCCACGGCGUACUUGGACCAAAGCGUGGUCACGCGUCCUAUGAUGGAGCUGCGUUCCGUGGACUGGAGUGAUCGUGAGAUUGAUCUGCAGCUCGACAUGAGGCUAUCGUUGCGGCACGUGGCACCAUCAUGACUCAUGCAUUGAUUGUCCGUGGUGUAGCUGUCGACUUCGUGUGCAUCGUCGUCCAUUAGUUUUGAGGUUUGAGGUGGCAUUUGCUUGUUAUUCG